AGCAGCAUCAAUGGUAACAGUAGCACUAGUAGUACUAGCAGCACCAGUAGUACUAGCAGCACCAGCGCCAGCAAGGGCAGUGUGGCCCGAAAGAGGACAGCAUCAACCGCGGCUGCAGAACAAGAAGGAGCUCCAAGGCGCAAGCGUGCGGCCAAUGCGGCAUCAGGGCAGGAAUCGGCAACUAGCCAGGCCCCAGGAAGUGCCUAAACCCCAUCUCAACCAUAAAUGUGUUCGCAAGCACAUUUAAAAAUGAUCGUUGGUGCGUUUUUAAUGCUCCAACGGAGACCAUGUCCCACUGCGCUACUGCUGCUACUGCUACUGCCCCCAGCUUCUAUGUGUGGUCUUGCAUCUAGCAUCUA
This is a messenger RNA of Gamsiella multidivaricata, 359 nucleotides long. RefSeq lists its product as uncharacterized. The coding region runs from base 11 to 247 and encodes 78 amino acids. The record is from RefSeq and is a predicted model, not a curated record. The transcript is spliced from 3 exons. NCBI's taxonomy places the organism in Eukaryota, Fungi, Mortierellomycota, Mortierellomycetes, Mortierellales, Mortierellaceae.